AUGCCUUUUCUUGCAGGCACUCUGGGCAUUGCCAUCCGCCGGGGGGAAAUACCAGGACUAAGGGACUUCCUACUGACCAUACGCCCUGACAAUGACACUCUCAGCAGCCAGGACAACAACUUAACAUGUGAUCUCAAUACUGCUUAUGCUUGCUUAUUAAUCCCCCUUCAUCAGGUGAAGAAGUUUUGGGAGCACAUAUUUCGGUGUAAGUUUGUUUCUGCUGGAAUGGAGGUGGAAGGUCAGACUCAAGAAAGACGAUGUACAGGGAAUGAGCUUCUAAGGAAUAUUGAGACGGAAUUUCUUGAUCUGUCUAACCUCAGGCCAGAGUACAAUGUGUACAAGGCAGUAUAUGCCCUGGCACAUGCCCUACAUGACCUUCUGCAGUGUGUUCCAGGGAGUGGGCCUUUUAAAGGUCAAAGCUGUGCCAGUUUACAGGGACUAGAGCCAUGGCAGAUUUUAUAUUACUUGCAAAGGGUCAAUUUCACUACAGACUUUGGUGAUCAAGUGUCAUUUGAUGAGAAUGGGGAUGCUUUACCAAUCUAUGAUGUGAUGAACUGGAGGUGGCUCCCAGAUGGAAGCACAGAGGUUAAAAAUGUGGGAGAGGUCAAAGAAUUGGCUUCAAAAAUAGUUGACCUCAUCCUUGAUGAAGACAAAAUCUUUUGGAAUUUUGAAUCACAAAAGGUCUGCUUACCUUUUGUCAGGGACAUGUUUCAAUAAUUAAAUAGAAUAAUUCGAUUAAUAAUUUAUUUAUUUUAAUGUAAUUAACUUUUUCUCCCUUAGCCUCCUGAAUC
This is a messenger RNA of Gadus chalcogrammus (walleye pollock), 791 nucleotides long. Its product is annotated as extracellular calcium-sensing receptor-like. The coding region runs from base 1 to 717 and encodes 238 amino acids. Gene Ontology annotation, biological process: G protein-coupled receptor signaling pathway. Gene Ontology annotation, cellular component: membrane. The transcript is spliced from 3 exons. The record is from RefSeq and is a predicted model, not a curated record. Gene Ontology annotation, molecular function: G protein-coupled receptor activity. Lineage: Eukaryota; Metazoa; Chordata; Actinopteri; Gadiformes; Gadidae.